Cygnus atratus (black swan) is the source of this 2496-nucleotide messenger RNA. It is a transcript of the gene CASS4, whose product is annotated as Cas scaffold protein family member 4. Gene Ontology annotation, molecular function: protein binding. The transcript has 7 exons. The record is from RefSeq and is a predicted model, not a curated record. Gene Ontology annotation, biological process: cell migration; cell surface receptor protein tyrosine kinase signaling pathway. NCBI's taxonomy places the organism in Eukaryota, Metazoa, Chordata, Aves, Anseriformes, Anatidae. Bases 1 to 2496 code for a protein of 831 amino acids. Gene Ontology annotation, cellular component: plasma membrane; cytoplasm.
AUGAAGGUCAAUAACACCUUGGCAAAGGCACUUUACGACAACAAAGCGGAGUGCUUGGAUGAGCUGGCCUUCCGCAAAGGAGACAUCCUGACGGUUCUUGACCAAAAUGUCAUCGGCAGUGAGGGCUGGUGGAAAUGCUCCCUUCAUGGCAGGCAGGGCCUGGCUCCUGCCAACCGCCUCCAGCUCCUGCCUGGCGCUCAGGCCCUCCCGCUGCCUCCUUCCACCCACAGCGAUGUCCCGGAGCCACCAGCAGGCCAACAGAACAUCUACCAGGUCCCCUCAGUCCCCAAGCCUCCUGUGGCAUCCUCUACAUACGAGAAGAUGGAGGGGUGGGUGAAACCACCAGCUAGGGCCUGCACUCUGCCUGCCCAAGGGAUAUACCAGGUACCGGCCUUGGCUGCGCAGCUGCUCAAUGAACGGACCCAAAGCUCAACGCGUCAGCACCUCUUUACUCUCCCAAGAGCGUCCCGGGCUUCAGUCCCGAACAUCAGAAGCGAGGUGUAUGAUGUUCCGUCCACGCAGCGCCGCGAGUCCCUGCUCACACGGAGCGCUGCCACUCCGCCCACAGCACGAAAGGGCUCUGUGCUGCUCAGAUCCACCGAGUGCUUCCAAGAAGAGCAGCAGCUUUACAACAUCCCAUCCGGCCCAGAAAAGACAGGAGCUGUUAGCCACAAAGACUCACCCGUGGGCAGUUUGUAUGAUGUCCCUCCCAAAAGAGAAACCAAUGCUUCAGGGAAGGGAUCUCAGAAAAAGAGCUGGGGCCACUACAAUACGUUGCCAAACCCUCGAAAGUCAGAAUGGAUUUAUGAUAUUCCAGUAUCACCUGAAAAAAUGGGAUUAGAACAGAGCCCUUCUGGCCCUUCCUUGGAGAACCAGGCGCUAUAUGAUAUACCCCCAGCCAGGUACAAGGCACUAACAACAAGCACUGAAGCCAAGGUUGUGAAUCCACAGUUAUACGAUAUUCCACCAACACAACGGAAAGUAGUGUUUCCAGAUGUCCCUCUUUAUGAUAUUCCACCCCCAAGGGACAUGCUCCUUUUGCCACAAAAUGGUAGCUGUGAGGCACCCUCAAGUCACCUGGAUCCAAAGGCUGAGAACCAGACUUCUGGAGAGAAUGUUUAUGAUAUUCCUAAAGGUUUGCCCAACACUUUGCAGUCCAAGAAAGAGAGGGAAAAACCCAACAGCAGUUCUGGAAACCAGGCAUACCAUGUUCCAGUCCAGAUCUCAAGAGACACCAAAUUAGAACACGACAGAUUAUCUGCUUCUAGUGCGGACAGCAGAAGCAGCACUGUCUCUACAUUCUCAAACCCUUCUGCUGAGUUUAUGUCGUCAUCAGAAGAGCCUGUCAAAGAAAUUAAGCUGGAUCUUGAUGUAGCCAUAGAGACACUGACGAGACUGCAGCAUGGUGUAUCCAGCUCAGUUGCUAGCUUAAUGAUUUUUGUGAGUAGUAAGUGGAGAUUACAGGAGCACCUGGAGAAAAACAUUGAAGAAAUUCAUAGGGCAGUUGAUCACAUAAAAGUAUCACUUGGAGAAUUUUUGGCCUUUGCUCGAGCCAUAAAGGUAAAUGCCUCCUACAUCACUGAUAAUAACCUUCAGACCAGAAUUAAAAAACAGCUGGAAAUUCUUUUCAACUCAUUCAAAAUCUUAACAGAAACAAGAGAAGCUCUAAACACCUGCAACUGGUCACUGGAGGCUUUGGUCCUCAGGAAACCUCAGAACAACCCAGAUGAUCUUGAUCGCUUUGUUAUGGUAGCUCGCACAAUUCCAGAUGAUAUCAAGAGAUUUGUAUCCAUCAUCAUUGCCAAUGGAAAACUUCUCUUCAGAAAGAGUGAGAAGGAGCAAGAAAUGAAGCAAUCAAACGUGAGCCCAGAAUAUAAAAUGGCAAAACAAAUCCCAGUGCCAAGAAGAAUAGAAAUAGAAUCGCUUCAAAGAAAUACUCAUGACAAGCCGAACCAUAGUCAAGUCUCCCAAGAGAAAACAAAAGAAAAUGCUAUUGAGGACUGUGAAUAUGUUCAACUACAGGCACAGAAAAUCAUUUCAGGUAAAGAAGUGUCAAAGAAGAGUACAGAUUCGAAACCAAAGGUUUUGCCGUCUUCAAAACAGAAUGUAAUUCAAAGCAAGCAAGAGCCUGCAAAGAAAAUAGCUCUUCCAGAACAUUGUAGGCUGUGUUUUGGUGCGCUUCACAAGGCAAUUGCUGUAUUUAAUAAUAGUCUGAGCAAUAACCAGCCACCUGAAGUCUUUAUAUCCCACAGCAAAUUGAUCAUCAUGGUGGGACAGAAGAUAGUGGAUUCUCUCUGCCAGGAAACUCAAGAAAGAGAUGCUCGGAAUGACAUUCUCCACAGCAGCAGCCGGUUUUGCAGCCUCUUGAAGAACCUGGCUCUUGCCACCAAAAAUGCUGCAAUACAAUAUCCAAAUGCAGAUGCAAUGAGGGAACUUCAGAAUCAAAAUGAUGAGCUGUAUAAAUAUACGCAGCAGUUUAGAGCAAUGAUGGAAUGA